AUGGCAUUGCCUCGCUCCAGCAGCCUCAUCAGCCAUGGCAUGCGCCUCAUCGCGCAAGCGGAAGGCCGGCACCUCGCCAGCCUCUCUCCUCCGACGACCGCCUCAUUGACGACCCUCACACGAAUUUCUUCCACCCCAUCCUCCGCCCGCUCAUUCAACACCUCAGCAAGCCUCCUCAAAAAGCGCAAAAUCGCCCCCGCGAGCAACAGCCCAUCCCACUCCCACUCACCAUCCUCCUCAACACCACCAUCCUCCCCCAAGGCCGACAAGAGCAGCAACAACAACAGCCCGCAGCCUAACCCCGAAGACCCCCUCGACUUCUCCUCCGUCCUCGCCGCCUACGCCACCAUAGACGCCCACUUCAAGGCCCAGCUUCAGGCCGUCCUCCACGGCGGCCGCUUCAACCCCGACGUCCUCGGCGCCCUCCCCGUGACGGUAAAGUCCCCCGACGACCCCGAGCACCACGCCAAGGCGACCUUCCCGCUGCGCGAGCUCGCCCAGAUCGUGCCCCGCUCGGGGAGGAUCAUCUCCCUGCUCGUCAACGAGCGCGAGUACAUCAAGCCCAUCAUGUCCGCCGUCCAGGCCAGCAAGGACUUCAACCAGCAGCCCCAGCGCUCCGAGGACAACGAGCUCGAGCUGCUGCUGCGCGUCGAGAUGGAGCGCAAGGAGGACCUCGUGCGGCGCGUCAAGGAGGCCUGCCAGGCGUGGAGGGAGCGCGUGCGGCAGGCGCGCACCAAGCACGAGAAGGCCCUCAAGGAGUGGAAGAAGAACGGGACCGUGCUGCCGGACGUGGUGAGGAAGGCGGACAAGGAGCUGCAGAAGGUGCAGGAUAAGAAGAUGAAGGAGAUCGAUGGCGAGGAGGCGCAGGUGAUCAAGCAGCUUGAUCGAAGGUAG
Trichoderma citrinoviride is the source of this 894-nucleotide messenger RNA. Its product is annotated as ribosome recycling factor. Gene Ontology annotation, cellular component: mitochondrion. Gene Ontology annotation, molecular function: ribosomal large subunit binding. Gene Ontology annotation, biological process: translation. The record is from RefSeq and is a predicted model, not a curated record. NCBI's taxonomy places the organism in Eukaryota, Fungi, Ascomycota, Sordariomycetes, Hypocreales, Hypocreaceae. The coding region runs from base 1 to 894 and encodes 297 amino acids. The transcript has 2 exons.